This is a messenger RNA of Umbelopsis ramanniana AG, 1849 nucleotides long. RefSeq lists its product as uncharacterized. The coding region runs from base 31 to 1617 and encodes 528 amino acids. Gene Ontology annotation, molecular function: RNA binding; poly(A) RNA polymerase activity. The record is from RefSeq and is a predicted model, not a curated record. Gene Ontology annotation, cellular component: nucleus. The transcript is spliced from 8 exons. Lineage: Eukaryota; Fungi; Mucoromycota; Umbelopsidomycetes; Umbelopsidales; Umbelopsidaceae.
UUCUAAAUCUUUUGCAGAGUGCAGCAGUUCAUGAAGUCUGUACAGUAUGGAGUAACACCACCGGUGUCAGAGGCGCUCCCGACGCAAAGAGAGUUAGAACUCAAUGAAGCUCUAACCGACGUAUUAGCGCGAGAAGGAAUGAUUGAAUCAGAGAAGAAAGCACAACUCAGAAAAACAGUGUUAUUCGAACUUGAUAUGAUUAUAAACGAAUUUGUUUAUGCUGUCACAGCCAAACUUACGAAUUCUGAACAACUGGCAAGAAAUACAGCUGCUAAACUUUUCACCUAUGGUAGCUAUCGAUUAGGUGCGCACACGGACGAAAGCGAUAUAGAUACUUUGUGUGUUUGCCCGCAACACAUUACGCAAAAAAUCUUUUUUCAUUCGUUGCCGCCAAUCCUACAGAAACAUGAAGGAGUACAGGAACUCACGACUGUGACUUCAGCAUUUGUACCUGUAAUCAAAAUGAUUUUCCAUGGAAUUCAUAUUGAUCUCAUAUACGCAAGACUCUGGCAGCCUACUGUUCCAGCUAAUCUGGAUUUAUCAGAUGAACGUACAAUGCAGCAAAUUGACGAAUCCUGUGUACGUACGGCCAACGGACCAAGAACAGCCACCGAAAUCCUGUCACUUGUUCCCAAUGUUGAAACAUUUUGCAUGGCAUUGAAGUGCAUUAAACUUUGGGCGAAACGAAGGGCUAUAUAUUCCAACGCAAUCGGUUAUUUCGGAGGAGUAGCCUGGGCUAUACUUGUUGCGAGAGUUUGCCAGCUAUAUCCAAAUGGUUGUCCGGCCACAAUUAUAUCGCGCUUCUUUAGAAUAUUCUUUACGUGGUCAUGGCCAAGUCCAGUGGUCCUAAAAUAUCUUGUAAAAGGAAGGGAUGCAUGGGAUUCCAAGUCGAAUAAGCAUCACAUCAUGCCGAUCCUGACUCCCGCAUACCCAGCCAUGUGUUCAACGCAUAAUGUUUCUUACAGCACCAAAAAAAUACUGCUAGCCGAACUCAACCGAGCUUCUAAAAUUGUUGAUACUAUUAUUCUUGGAACUGGAAGCUGGCAAGAUCUUUUUAUGGAACACGACUUUUUCAAGCUCUACAAAUAUUACAUUCGAGUCAGUUUUUGCUCAAGCGAACAGAAUGCUCACAUGGCAUGGUGUGGUAGAAUGGAAUCCCGAUUACGCAAGCUGAUCACCUCUCUGGAAGUCAUGCCUCAGAUUUUGAUUGCACAUCCAUUGUGUAAUAGGAUCGAUGAAACUUAUGAUGAUCUUUCAAACGAUGAAAUUCAGGAUGUUGCAUUUAAUGAUACCACUCCUAACGAGUUUUCCAGAUAUCCUAGCAACAAUGGCCAUGAUCUAGAUCAUGAAAAAUCCCUCUCACACGACAAAUUCUACGUCACCAAGUACUACAUAGGACUAUUACCAGCACACGGCACCAAAAUAAUUGACGUAGACCGACAAAUGAAAGCAUUUAUUCGAACGGAAGGCUACACUUUCAAGAGUUUUGAUCAGCGUAAAAUGGGAUUUACGGCGAAAUUAAUGAGAAGAUCCAAUUUACCCGGUGCGGUGUUAGAAUAUAGCAAGGAAGCGACAACAGGCUUGAAACGAACGAGAUCCCAGGUGGGGAAAUAUUGACUUUCUCAAUGAAAGGUGUUUGAGCAGCAGAUGAUAAUGAAGUUCUUAUAGGCGGACUUGGAGGAACUCCAGAGCGAAUCAAGCAGCAGCGGAUGAAAGUAAAUAAAUAAAACGGUGAGGAUACCCACACACUAUAGAAAGUAAUAUAGUAGUAAUGUACAGUCAAAAUAAACUUGCAAAGAGCAUCUCUGGUCAGUCAGUCUGAGAUAUCUUUCCUGCAUUGAAUUGAAUA